GUUGCCCAAAGAAUCGACAGUCUUGUGUCAACUCUUGCGCAACGGAGUAUACAUGCCGAGUUAAAAAAUCAUGACUCAAAUACAAACUAUUUGUUUACUUCUAUGCAUAUCAGCCUACUGUGUGCAAGCGGAUAAAUAUACAGACGAAAACAGGCCAUACGAAUUUGGUUUUACAAUUGAAGGAGAACAGCAUAGACACGAGAAGAAAGAUGAAAAUGGAAUUAUUAUGGGCGAGUUUGGUUUCAUUACUGCCGAUGGUGUUUAUCACGUAACUGUAUAUGCCACAGAUGAAAACGGAAAUUUCAAGAUAUUAUCUAUGAAAAACAUUCGAGUCAAACCUUAUCCUACUGGUCCAACUCAAAAUACGAGACAAGGACAUUCUCUGGAGUUGCCUUCGUCGCCCCAAUCUAAAACAAAUAUACAAAUCAAAAGUAGCACUCAAAACAUAAAACAAGAACUAAAUUCAGGACCAGCAAAAUCAUGUUCACACUGUAGCUUGCCCACAACCACUACACAAUCACCAAAACUGACCAACAAUAGACCUUUAAAUACUUAUAACCAGCAACAAGAAAAGCAAUAUAAUACAAACAUUCAAUCCAGUAGAAAUACUUUCAGCCAAAAUAAUUUUAAUCAAGAUUACAGCAUUCGAGAAAACACGCAGCAAAACAAACAAAAACUCGAUAAUAGCUUUAGUAUAAAACAAUCGUCAAGUAAUGAUCAAACAGUUACUGGACAAGUAUACUCUGAAAAUAUCCACAAUAAACCACCUUCUAGAGAAAUAAGUACACCGCUAAUUUCUAAUUAUCCUCAAAGUUUUGAUAUAGGACAAAGCGUUUCAGAACAAGGACAAAUGGGUUUAGACAUUUAUCCACAAACCUAUGAGAACUCUCCACAAAUUCCAUAUGCAGUUCCGCAAUACUCACAAGGAUCAUCUCCUCUAAAUUCCAAUUCAGGAGAGUUUAAUCCUCAGACUUUAGGACAGACAGAAAUUGCUCAAAGUGGUAAAAUACCCGAAAGCAAUGUUUUUCAUUCAGACCAAUUUAAUUCAAAAACCUAUGGCGAAGAUCAGAAUUUAUCUAACAUCAAUAAAGCAAACUACGUACCAAAUAGCGUUGCACCUCAAAAUAGUGUUAAUGUUAACAGACAACCUAAAAGUUUUAGUGAAAUUUUGGAAUCUGUUAAUCCAGAAGUCGAAUACAAUAAUGCUGUUCAAUCGCAAGGAUCAAUCCAACCAAGUGUUAAUAACCUUCCUAAAAAACCCGUUUUGGUUGCUGCCCAAAUGGAAAUAGUCGACAGAAACACAGACAUUUAUCAUAAGAACCCUGGUGAGAAAGAUGGUCUACCAGAAGGUUUAACUAGUGCUGACAUGAAACAACUUUUGUAUACUUUUAAUUAUACAUUAGGAUUUCACGGACAUCAUGAAGAAGGGUACACGAAUGGAGCCAAAUACGGCUACUAUUUUGUAACAGGAAGGAAUGGAGUUAGAACGAGAGUUGAUUAUACUGCUGAUGAAACUGGCUUCCAUCCGAAAAUUUCACAAGAAGUCUUAGACAUAUUAUCUGAAGAUGUACCUAAACCGGAAACAGAAAAGGAUGAGAAAUAUGGCUUAAGAGGCUACGAAUUCAAAUGGCUUUAUUAUCCAGUUGAUUCAUCGUAAGAUUAAAAAAAAAAUCUUUUCUUAUGUAUAUUUACGCGAAUUUUAUUCAUCAUAAUGGAACAAGUUUUUCGGGUUUUAUCGCGGUUUAUUAAUAAGUUUUUUUGAUGCCAUUUUAGAGGACUGGAGGUCCUCCCGUGACCGUGCUGUAAAGUAUCCGAAACGUCAGAAUCCGAAAAAGUUGUUUCAUUAUUUAUAAAAAAAUGUUCGUUUGUUCCAAAAAUUAUCCUAAUUUAUAUUAGACACAUAGAAGAAUUUUAAAUAAACAAUUAGGUGUACCAAUCGAUAUGUCGUAGCGAAUUGACAAUGACAAUUCUAUUUAUAAUUUUAAUCUUUUUAAACGAUUGUAUUUCGAAUUUAAUAAGACGACUAGCCCUGUCAUUAAACUACGCCAUACAACCAAACUCCUGUCCUGAACAAAAAGUUCAAUAUUCAAUUGCUACACAAAUCUAGUAUUUAAACGUGAGCCUCUGCUCAGCGUACUAAUUAAAUGCCGAUCUUCUUCUAUCUUAUUCUUAUAUAUAAAUAAAAAUGAACGUUGCUAAGCGCA
Messenger RNA from Melitaea cinxia (Glanville fritillary), 2204 nucleotides. It is a transcript of the gene l(3)mbn, whose product is annotated as protein lethal(3)malignant blood neoplasm 1. Lineage: Eukaryota; Metazoa; Arthropoda; Insecta; Lepidoptera; Nymphalidae. The coding region runs from base 71 to 1657 and encodes 528 amino acids. Gene Ontology annotation, cellular component: chitin-based extracellular matrix. The record is from RefSeq and is a predicted model, not a curated record. The transcript is spliced from 4 exons. Gene Ontology annotation, molecular function: structural constituent of chitin-based larval cuticle.